UGCAAAAUGCAAUUUUGAGCAACGUUUUAUUAAAAAUCGAAGAUUUUUAGCCAUGUGUUUCCGGUGAAUAAUUAAACCUGUCGGCAAGUGAAGGUUCUCUCACUCACUGUGUUGGCAAAUGAAGCCUGACCGUUUUUUCAAAUGAAACGAUUUUUUUCAUCUGUCCAGUUUGCCAACACCUUUUUAUGCUCAUGCGCGCAGGCACUUAUGAAAAUGACGUGACUUUUUAUGUUAAGGCAAUUUAUGCAUUCUCUGAGUUUGAACUAGACACAUUCAAUUGAUAUCAAUCGCAAGAACAAUCUUGCUGUAAGAUUAAGUUCGUCAAAAAUUAUCACUAUUUGACAAAUUUAUAUCAGAGAGGGAAAUAAUUGUUUGCAGCGAAAGUGGAUUUAAUGCGUGCGGGCCCGUCGCCAGCUAUGAUGCUCAAAGGGGGUUUCCUGGUCCAAUUUCCCGACAAAGUGGAUGAGCUAUCCUUUAUUUGCAGCCCUAUAUGGCAAAGUACUUCUUUUUUCAUUUUCAUUUUAAAUUAUUUCUGCACGAAUACCCCUUCAGCUAGUUUUAAUAAUACAAUGAAUAAACUGCUAAUAAUUAGGAUACUUGUUUUUGCAACGGAAUUUUUUUCAAGGGGGGUGUUACACCCCUAAAGCCCCCUAUAGCGACGGCUCAGACUACGUGCGUCAAAACUCAAGAGGUUUUACAUGCAUUUUCCUAUGUCGGCUUGAGAGCCCAUAAUAGAAACUUUGUCGCACGCCCGCAAUAUAUGGCUCGCGCAUUCAAAUUUUCCAUCCGCACGCUUUUGCAUAUUCGCCGUGCAAAGUCUCUAUUUAAUAGCAUUUUACACUACUAAACUUCCAAAUUAUUAAAUGUACGUAAUUUCAGGCGCGUUGUCGCUAAUUUUGAAAAUGAACUAGUCCGCGCAAGGAACAAAGUUUCCAGUCUGGGCUAGAGCGACGGAGGAGCAUUCUGAGUGUCUUUUCUUUUCUAGUAGUAAACAUUUCCAUUGAAGAGCGUGAGUGUUUGAUUUAGAGAAGAGAAAUGCUGCUGGAUAUAUAUUUACAAGAUUUCAAUGGGUCAAAUGUAUUGUUUAUUGAUAAGCCAACGAUAAACGACAGACUGCCUGGGAUUUAAUCGGGAAUAAUUGCACUGAAAAGGGAAUUAGCAAAGCAAACGUAAAACGGAAUGAAAUCAGGUUUUGGUGUAAAUCGAAUUAACUCGGUCAAUGGUUGAUAGAUACAUUGUGAAUGGAAUGACUGAGGUCUGUGCCAGUGGAUUUACCCAUUCGACGUUUCGCCAUGACGCCAUCGAAACCCCAAACGGCUGUAAAGCGAACCACAAUGAACUCAGUUCAUUCAAAUUAUAAUAGAAUAAAGAAUGGUUUCAUUGAUACCUUCUCAUCAAGCGAAGAUGAUGAGGAUGAUGACUAUGGCGAUUUCAAUCUCUUGACGAACUCUGAUUACAGUAAUGAUUCGAGCAAUUCAAGCGAUAACGAGGCAAAGGACCCACAUGUUUUCAAAAUAAUGGCCGCGAAUGGGUGGACUAAAAGAUCAAACCCAGGAGUGAACAAUCUCAACGGAAAAGUAGGGGAUAAAAUCACGGGAAAGAAUUGGAAACCAGUACAUGAAAAUGGACACGAUUAUAAGAAGAAAAUUCGGUUUGCCGGUGAAUCUAAAGACAAUCCUUAUUAUUCAGAAGACAGCAAGGAAAAGAAAGCGAAUGUUCAUAAAAAAUCGACAACUAUAACCAUUCGGAGAGUUGGAAUAAAGGCAGAUGGGAAUGUAGGGAAUGGGCAAGUAGGAUAUAGGCCUAUUCAAAACAUCACAAAUAGCAAUCAAGUGCAGAAACAUUUUUACUUGAAAGGAUCCAAUCCAGUUACCACAAUUCGAAUUAGAAGUGUCAAGAAAACGGAUUCACCAGAAGGAAAGGUUGCCAAUAGUCCACAAAAAUACGUUGCCUCUGACAGGGUCAUUGCGAAUAAAGCAGUAUUUUUUGAUAAGGAGAAUUCACCGAAGCAAGAAUAUUGGAAUCAAAUUUCAGAAAACGACAACGAAAUGGAAUCCAAUAGGAACAAUGUAUUAGGCGAGACAGAAAGAAAUUCUAAUGAAAAUGUUGGUGUUCAAUUUGUAGAUGAUUUCAGGCCUAGGGCAUGUUUAGAACGCCAACAUUGUAUUGGUGAAACUGUUCAAAGCUCUAGCGGUUCUUCAUUCGAAGACAUAAAUAAACGAUUGGAUAACAAAGGAUUAGGUGUAGGGGAAUACUCAAGCACGCUGCGCCAAACAUCAGAGAGAAUGUUCGGACUAAUAGGCCGAAAAAUACCUGCAAAGACAGAUACUUGGGGGAGUAAGAAUGUGACGUAUGAAGUGAAGUAUGUUCAGCAGAAAAGAGUAUUAGUUAAUGCUGUCGACGAUGCUGCGCGUAUACCAGCCUCUUUGCCGUUAAAAUCGAAAGAGCAUGAAGCUGGAGCAUCGAUUUUAGAUGAUAACAAUAAUUGUAACUCGGAUAUAGAAGAAUGGCCAGAGCCUCCCAGUGCAGCAGAGCUGUGCAGUAAGUCAUGCGAGACAGACGCAGAUCAACCGAGGGAAAUUGAAAGUCAAAACGAAGUUGUUGCGGGAGAUUCGCAUCAAGAUCAGAACGUCUUCGUCGUACCAGAGCAGGAAAUUAGCAGAGACAUGCAAAAUCUUGAUGAUGACUCGUGUAUUCUUUGUGAUAUUUUGAGCAAUGAAAAACGAUUAGCUAGAAGAAGUGCUGAUAUGGAAAGUUUUCGACAAUCGACUUUGCAUGACUGCGAUAAAGUUCUGAAGAAGAUGGAAAAGGCACAAACAAUUGUAAGAAAAUUGAGUGGCAAUGGUAGCUCUUUGAAGGCUGCUGCAAGAAAGAGUUUCACUGAGAAGAAUUCUGUGCUGAAUAGCGGCGGAUCAUCAGAUGAAAAUAACAAUGCAAAAUUGUAUGUUGCUGGUCAACAAACUAUUUCAACUCUUGGUUCAAGAGAAAAUGUGAAUACUAACGGAGAGACAGGUUGCAGAGGAGAUAGCCCCAGGGAAGCAUUAGAGAGGGAGACAACUGUGCUACUUCGAGAUAAAAGAGGAGGAGAGUUGUCACAGCCUCGUGUCAGAAAUGAGGCAAAUGGAGCACCUCGUAUAGCCAAAGCUGCUUCACAGCGCAAAGAGCAUGCAACUGAAACAGGCCAUUUGUAUGACGAGGUUGAAUCAAAAAGAGACGAAACGAAAUCAUCAAAGCAAAGUGCUCAAGGGGUGAAAUUUGAAGAGGAUGUCCAUGCAGCAGCUAGAAGGCAUUGCAAAGGGAUCAUUGAUGCAGGGGGUUACCUGAUUCCACAGCCAAAAAAGACAAAGGACCGACCAAAGGCGAAGAGAAACCUUUCGGAGGAUUUCUUGAUUGUUGAUACUAUGCCAUCUUUACAGACAGUAGAACCAUGGGGGAAAAAGGCCGCACCUCAGUCGAAUCAACAUGAGGGACAAGGAUUCAAUCACAGCUCGUUUCAAAGCAAUUCUCUUCAAAGAAACAGUAACUCGUUUAUUCAUCAUAAGGACAUAAAUCCUAAGGGCUUGGUGAAUAGUGCCAGUCCAAACGACGUGAAAUUUGGCAGACAGUCGGUUAGAUUUCAAAGUCCUAGCUCGCAGGUGCUUCGCUAUCACUCGCACGGAGCAGAGGCUAAUUCAGCUCCUCCUGACACUUCUCGAGCAGAGAGAGAGAAAAGCUGGCUGAAGAAGGCAGCAAGGCGCCUGCGCAGGUCACUGUCUUUUGAAGAGAAAAGCCACCAAAAUGAUUCAAGGGCACACCCUCUUCAGAAAACAGAUUAUCAGCAAAGAAGAUCCAGUGGAAAUUUGGUAGCGGACUUCGAAUCGUCAAAGCAGGAGCCUCACGAGCGCUUCUACGUGGAGGAAGGUUCUAGAAAACACUUUGGUUUCCAGAGCCUUAGAAGGUCUAAAAAGGAUUCCUCUUUGACGGAAGAUGGCCUCUCAUACAGAAAUGACCCACACUUUCACCCAAAAUACGGCUUUGCCUCAGGAGAAGUUGGGAAUAGAACUGCCUUGUUAUCGACAACAGGUGAAGAUGACGUAUUUAUUGAAAAUGGUGCGAAUCUGAAAGGUGUUUACAGGAAUGGGCUUGAAAAAAACGGAGCUUCAACGAGUUCAGGCUUUGGAGCAAUAACACGGGUACCGGAAAGUAGCUCGUAUGGAGGACAGGCAAACAGUAAUAUGUCCCAUCCUGGUCCUAGGCAAAACGGAACAAUACCUCACGACGACGAAUGGUUCAUUGCACCACUUGAAGUUCGAAGUCCAACAAAACGCACAGCGUCAACAAAGCGUAUACAACAACGGCGAUAGGGCUGCCAAUGCGUGAUACAUUAGUAAGGGAAACAAAGUCUCGUUUGGGCAUUCAUUUUGUUGAUUGAAAACACACAAGUUUGACGAUGUAAUGUUGGUCAAAAGGCAUUACGAAUGUGGAUAAAAAAGGAACGAUUUAAAAAAUUCAGUCGUGUUCAAGCAGGUUGUCUUUGCACUUGGGAUUCGAACAGCAAAUAAGUUUGCUUUGUUUGAACUCACUUAUGGUCCUAGUUUCUUCCUUUUUUCAUUACAAGCUUUACUACUAAUACCAAGUUGUAAGUGGAAUUUCAGCAACAAUUUAUGUCUUGUUGUAGCUAAAAUAAGAGCACUUUGAUCUCGUACAAACAUCGUUAUUCUGGUGUUGCUAAAAAAACGUAGAUAUUUGCAAAAAACUGCGCUGAAACACCACAAAAUAAGUUAAAAAAACUGAUGACCGUUUAGUAUAUCUAUGUUAUGUGCUUAAAAUGUUUCCACGUACGUGUAAGUCAAACGUCCUUAAGAAGAAGCGAAGCGAUGUUAAUGAUCAUGACCACUUCGACAAUGUUGCUGGUCCCGACAUACACAGUAACCUAUAGCUUUCAUGUGACGUCAUCGGUAUAGUAAUUUGUAGCUUCAUGUUAACGCUAACAAACUCCACGCUUUCAUGUCCGGUUGCAGGCAAGUCGAUGACAUUGAGAUAUAAUUCUUGUUUUUACGAAGACGUUUUCGUUGUCUGCUGGUCCAUACUUAAGGCAUUCCCAAUGUGUCCUUAACAGUAAACCAACCUCAUGGAUUUCUUUUAAGUAUUCGGCUUGGCGGACCAUUAUUCAAUGGAGGGCUGCUUAAGAUUGGAUAUUGACAAUAUUUUGUCCUUGUCAAUGUUUUUCAAAGACUUUUUUAUUUGUAUAUAUAUAAAUAUAUGUUAUAGACUGAUACAAAGAACAUUUGUUUGUCUAUCUUAACGUUUGAUCCAACUUAUUUUUUUAUAAUAAAAUGGGUUUUACCUUUGAGGAUCAACACCUUAUCGGUAUAACAGAUUAAGUAGUUUAUGUAUUCAUUUUCUGGAUCAUUUGUCUUUUGCAAACUUGAAACCCUAAAUUGUUAUGGUAUUCCCCGUUGAUAUUUGGAAGUUCGUCCAUACCUGGUAGAUGUUUUGAUAUUUGGUUCUGUAGAUGUAGACCUGUAGACGUACUUUAAGCUAAUAAAAAGUGUAAAUUAUUGAAGAUUAUGUAGUGAAUGUUGGUUUUCUUGUCAAAGCUAAGCUUGUUUUGUAGGCUAAAAGUUUAUCGUUCGUUUUUUUUCAACCUUGAUGAUUUGAUGAAAUCAAACGUUUAUUGAUUUUGUAGUUUUGUAAAUAUCUGAAUAUGUUGAAAAAUUCUAAACAGAUUGAAAUAUUUUGUCGGUUUUUGCAUCAUUGCCUGCUGAAACUAUUAGCCACAGUAUAGAAAAGAGGCAGAACGUACCGGAUUUCUUAUGACUGGAAAGAUGAGGGUUGUAAUUGCAUCAGAAAGGAGCCAUACACAACGUAGGUUCAAAAUGUUUGAUUGGCUGAGCGACCUAAAUUCUCCAUACCAUAUUGACCAAUCAGAAUUCAGGAAUAUGACAACAAAUGUCGUGGCU
Molecule: messenger RNA, 5942 nt
Organism: Rhopilema esculentum
Lineage: Eukaryota; Metazoa; Cnidaria; Scyphozoa; Rhizostomeae; Rhizostomatidae
Source: RefSeq, a predicted model, not a curated record